AUGGGCGCAAUGGUUAGAGUCUAUCUGUGUGGCCGGUCCGAUCCUUUCGAUCCUUCUGGUGAUAACGAAGUGCCUCGCACGACUGGUGGCGGGACCAGGAUCAGGCUCCGGUUGCGGCUUGGAGACUGCAUGGUUUUGGUCAUCCAUCGGCUGGAGUGCUGCCGCCUCGGGAGUGGAGUUUCUUCUGGCCACUCGGUUCACGUCGACCUGCCGGCGCUACUGUCUCGUCCGCUGCUGCCGGAAACGGGGCGAUUACGAGGCGAUAUUGGAGGCAGCCUCGGAGGAGGAGGGGGGGGGGAAGAGGGAAAAGUGCUGGUGCCACACUUCACCGGCAACAUGAUCGACAACGUUGUAGAGGGGGGCGGGGACAGCGAGUUCCGAAGGUCUACCGUGUACCUGGUGCUUGCCGCGGUCUCCUGCGCCAUAUUCUCGGGGAUAAGGGGUUGCAUCUUCUCUGUCGUCGGGGCGAGGGUGAACGUGCGGGUGCGGCGACGACUGUUCGAGUCCCUGGUCCGGCAGGAGAUCGGCUUCUUCGACACCACCAAGACGGGCGACCUCACCAGCCGACUCGCGUCCGACUGCACCAAGGUCGGGGACCAGGUCACGCUCAACGUCAACGUCUUCUUGAGGAACUUGGUGAUGGUCGUGGUGACGCUCCUAUUCAUGUUUUACUUGUCCUGGAGACUGUCCCUCGUGGCCUUCAUCUCCGUGCCCGCCAUCGUCAUCGUGUCCAAGUGGUACGGUGAAUACAUCAGGAAGCUCUCGAAGUUGUCACAGGACAAGCUGGCGGAAGCGGGGUCAGUCGCGGAAGAGAGCCUCGGCAGCAUGAGCACGGUCCGGUCCUUCGCAGCGGAGGGUAGGGAGAGCAAGGAGUACGCCAAGAAGCUUCAGGACAGGACACCAACAAGUCCCACCCUCCCUCAUACCUCAUACACAUCGCGCCUUAGCUUCUACGUCCUGUCGAAGAGGGGAAGCUAUGCUUACGGGUUUUACGCGUCGAGCUACGUGCUGCUGCCCAAUCUCGUGACGGCGGUGGUGCUGUUCUAUGGUGGUCAGCUGGUGAUGGAUGGCCAGAUUACGGGUGGAAAGGUCGUGAGCUUCAUGAUCUACCUGACCUCGCUGAGCGACGGCUUCAACGAUAUGGCAGCCAUCUUCUCCUCCAUGACACAGGCGGUGGGGGCCGCGGACAAGGUUUUCGAGCUCAUCAGGCGGAAGCCCAAGGGGCCCAGGCCGUCCGCGUCCCCCCCUCCAUCUUCCGCGUCCCAACAUUCCGCGUGCGAAACGGGAGCGGCGAGAUCUGUUCGGCACGCGACGGCGGCGGCGUUCGAGGAAGGAGGAGCGGCGCCGGAGACGUGCUUGGGAGCGGUGGAGCUUAAGGGCGUGGACUUCGAGUAUCCUUCGAGACCGGGACGGAGGAUCCUCGACGGGGUAAGCUUCAACGCGGCCGCUGGACAGGCAAGCACCCUGGCCAUGGCGAUGCCGUCCAUGCUCCCUUGA
Molecule: messenger RNA, 1497 nt
Organism: Ectocarpus siliculosus
Lineage: Eukaryota; Phaeophyceae; Ectocarpales; Ectocarpaceae
Source: the annotation of a GenBank genome assembly